AUGAAUGAACCUCGAUAUACGACAACCACAACGGUGGUUGAAACAACGGAAUAUAUGUCGCCAUCGGAUUCGCCAACCUACGCGGUGACAGGGCCAAACGUCGAUUUCUCAUAUGUACGAACAUUGGGUGGAAUAAUGAAAUGUGUCUGUAUCGCAUUGUGCCUGCUGUGCUUCUUAUGCGUUCUGAUCGGUGGACCCNGUUAUUUUAUUAUAAAUUUAUAUUUUUUUGAACAGAUGACGGGGCCAAACGUCGAUUUCUCAUAUGUACGAACAUUGGGUGGAAUAAUGAAAUGUGUCUGUAUCGCAUUGUGCCUGCUGUGCUUCUUAUGCGUUCUGAUCGGUGGACCCGGCUAUUACAGCGUUAAGACUUUAGGCGCCGGAUGGGCGACUUUUGUCUCAUCUGUGGGUCUCUGUGUGAGCACUACGCUACUGUUCCUGUACCUGUUCAGAGUGGUUGAUGCUCUUCCUCAAGUUCCUUGGAUAGUUGGGGAGAUGUGCUUCUGCUUCGCAUGGACCAUCUUCUUCUUCAUAGCGGCUUGCGUACUGGCAGUGGCCGCAGCACGUUUCACAGCAACUGGAGGAUGGGCUGUGGCAGCGUUUUUCGCAUUUGGAGCAAUGUGUGCCUAUGGAUUUGACUGCUAUUUGAAGUUUCUUUCUUGGAAAAACAACGAGGUUGGUUNGGUUGGUUCACCUGCUGUAACAAAUACAUGA
Molecule: messenger RNA, 711 nt
Organism: Haemonchus placei
Lineage: Eukaryota; Metazoa; Nematoda; Chromadorea; Rhabditida; Trichostrongylidae
Source: the annotation of a GenBank genome assembly